Messenger RNA from Notolabrus celidotus (New Zealand spotty), 1331 nucleotides. RefSeq names its product CD74 molecule, major histocompatibility complex, class II invariant chain b (gene cd74b). The coding region runs from base 136 to 738 and encodes 200 amino acids. Gene Ontology annotation, molecular function: macrophage migration inhibitory factor binding; MHC class II protein binding. Gene Ontology annotation, biological process: intracellular protein transport; antigen processing and presentation; immune response. The transcript has 8 exons. The record is from RefSeq and is a predicted model, not a curated record. Gene Ontology annotation, cellular component: membrane. NCBI's taxonomy places the organism in Eukaryota, Metazoa, Chordata, Actinopteri, Labriformes, Labridae.
AUUUUCCUUGCCUGUUGCUUUCACUUCCUUCUGUCUCCUCUCAACCUUAAAGGUAAAAUAUUCAUUGAACUCUGUCAUUUACUGAGUUAAGCAGCUUUCAACCGGUCCUUAAAUAAGGUUUGUGUUUUUGUCAAGAUGUCUAACCCUGAGACUCAGUACCAGCCUCUCGUUGGAACUCCCAGCCAGACAGCCGUCAAUGUCCCAGCACAGGGCGGUCGCCCCUCCCGGGCCUAUAAGAUGGCAGGUUUGACUCUGCUGGCCUGUGUCCUGAUUGUGGGCCAGGCAAUGAUUGCGUACUUCCUCCUCAGCCAGAAAGGUGACAUCAAAUCUCUGCAGGAGCAGAACAACAACCUGCAGUCUCAGCUGUCGAAGGGGAGAUCUGUUUCAGCUCCCAUGCGCAUGCAGAUGCCCAUGAAUGCUUUGACUGAGCUGGUGGAUUUCUCAGAGGAGAAGGAUUCUUCCACUGGGACCCCAGAGAAAACUGAGGGUACUGAAUGCCAGCAGGAGGCAGCUGGUAUCAAACCUGUGCCUGUGCCUGGUUACCGACCCAUCUGUGAUGAGCGUGGUCUGUAUCAGCCCCAGCAGUGCUUCAUGGGUAAAUGCUGGUGUGUGAACCCUGCCAGCGGCCUGCAGAUCCCUGGAUCACUGAAGCGUGGACCAGCCAACUGCGGUGUAAACUUCCUUAUUGGCGGUCACAACAGAGUGUUGACUCUGCCAGUUGCUGACGCUGAGGAGUAAAACUGUGGUGAGUACAAACAAGCUGAUGGAAUCUACCAGAGACCAGCAACAGUCAAACAUCGGUUUGAAUCAUAUUACAACAACUUGGUGGGCGUAUAAUCAAAACCAUAUUAACUGCAUUAGGUUUCGCUUUUGCUUACAUCUUUCUUCCUUUUUUAGCGUUUGGAGAAGUUAAGGAUUAACAUUAUUAUUUCAGGUUUAUAUGUAUAUUUUUGGUUUCCUUCAGACUUCAAAGAUUUUCUAUAAUUUGAACCCUGACCAUGGUCAGUUUGCUAAAAGGAAAACGUUUUCUAAGUUUGAAAGUGUCUAAAGAACUGAACAUUGGAAAAUAAAAGCAGGAACCAAGAGCAGCAAAUGUACCUGUUAGUUAUGAGUUAUUUUACUGAAAAGGCAUUAAGCAAUUAAAUAUGGACUUUCCACACCAUCUUACUUUUUUCCUUUUUUUUCCUUUUUGAGAUAAACAAAGACUUAGGGUAAGGGGAUGAAGACGAAUUCAAAACAUUGACUCACAUUUGAACACAACAACCAGGAAUGAUAGAUAACUGUACUUUCCCACAUUUAUUUGAACACCCAAAAUAAAACUUUUAACAACG